UAUUGGCUCUACAGACCGACAUGGGGAGAUGCCAUCAGCGAAUGACAGGUAAUGACAGUCUGCUGGAGGGAAGAUCAGCAAAGAGCCCCUGGUGCUCGCCAGGUGGCCGUCAGUCCCCACCGGAUUGUGGGAGCCGGCCCCAAUUGACUUAUUAAUUUUGUUCGACUGGAGCCCAAAAAUCAGCUCACAAUUGUGUAUGUAUACGACGUGCGACGCGUUCGACCGCCCAUCGCGAAUUCUCGAACGACAGCUGGGGCCUCGGUCAAGCGUUGGAGACGAGAGUUCCACUAAGGAUCGGCUCAUAAUAUCAGCUAGGGGGCGUAAGAAACUGGUGCAGAGGCUACGCUCGGCUGUGCAACAGCACAAGGUGGGGCCGUGCCGACGAUGAGCGCCUCGAUCACUUCGGCCGGACAGCCCCCCUCUGCUGCCCCUCCGCCUUCGCCAACGUCUCUUGAUGCUGGCUGUGCACUGGCUGAUGCGACUCCAAGCUCUUCGUCGCUAGAGGCAAGAACAACCACAUCAACAGCAGCAGCAGCGUCGGCAUCACCGUCGAUGCGUGAGAUCGACGCAGAAGCGCCAGCUCCACCGUCAACGUCAACGCCGAGUCGUCUGGUAGCUGCGCUACCUCCAUCUACAACCAGUGUCACGUUCUCUCCCAGACAGCUCCUGAUUGACCACCAGUUCUUUGGAGGCGCGCUAUCCGGGAAUUGUGCUUCCAUGUCGGGCGCAAUUGCAGAUGAAGGUGCUGGGGGAGGAAGCGCUUCGCCGGGUUGUCGCCAGUCAGAUGCCUAUCUUCAAAGCGCGCUCUUACAGCGACAGACACAGGUGCAGCUCGUCAAGCGCCUGGCGCAGAUUCAAUCUAUGGCCAACCACAAAGAGCAGGCCUCGCCGCUCAGCCUCUACAAUGCAGCUACUUUUGGCACUCAAGCGUCCGAGCGGCACGACGCAGACAUGACCAAGAAAUCAUCCCUCAAUACCGCCCAGCAGCCAACAUUCAAUGACAUGCUCUUUAAUGCCUCGCCCUCUGCACCGUCCCUGUCCCUCUUACCGCCUCUCACCGUCGGUACCACCGGUGAGAUAAUCAUCGAUGAGGGCAUCGCGAGCAAAGACUUGCCCUCAUUCCUCGCCAGCAGCACGACAAAUGCAGAUAUGCCGUUGCCAGGUUUGCUGAACUCUGGUAUGGCGCUUGACAUGCAAGGCUUUCCGUCUCUACUGAGCGGGUUCAACUCCAACGGGAAUGAUAGCAGUACCAACAACAGCUUGUUGACGAGCUCUUUGCUCGACGCGGAAGAGGCAGUUGCAACAGGACACCGCAGCGCCAAUGUCAUUGCUGAGCCGGCAAGCGACAUGUCCACACCCGGCUUUAGCGCUUACUCGGUCACCUCUGCCUCUGAGCAGAAUGAGCCUUUCGCACUCAGCCCGCCCCACUCGUCCCGGUCAUUCGACGAUGAGAGCGGCAGCAGCACCAGCGCGGGUGUCGGCCACCAGAUGAUGGUGCAACAGCAAGCCUUGGCGGCGAACUUGAAUGGCAACGUCAAUGCAACCGCAGGUACAAAUUCAAGCGACUCCAAUGCGUGGACAGCAGCAGGUUCCUCCUUCCUAACUAACGCUUCGCAGACACCCACCUUGGCGACAGCACCCCAGCUGCAGCAAAACCAGCAACAACAACAACAACUACUACUACUACUACAAAAGCAACAGCAGCAGCAGCAGCAGCAGCAGCAGAUGAAUCUGCAGCAUAUGCAAGUGGCCGCACAUAUGCAAAUGCAAGCGGCUAUCGCAGCGGCUGCAGCUGCCAUGGCGCAAGCGGCACAGAAUGAGGGUGGGAAUGGAAAUGGCAACGCAGUUGGUUGCGGAGCGCAGCAGAUGGCCUUGCCGAUGAUCCCUUGGCCGUUGCCGUUGUCCAUACCACUGCCCACGGCGAGUACGCCGAUUUCUUUUUCAUCAACUGCUACUGGCGCCAGCGGCAACAGCUGUGUGACACCGCAGCAGAUCCUGCAAUUCUCGCAGUUCGGCGGCUUUGCUCCAAGCGCAUUCAUUCACCCAACAACGCAAGUGAAUACAUUGAUGCAGAUGCAGGAUGCGCUGUCCGCGGCUGGCGCUGCGUCGCUGCAGCAGGUGAGCAAGGGCGCCGCACCAGCACCGUCGAUCGGGGGCAGGGGAAAGAAGCGCCCGAACCCUGAUAGCAGCGCAGCACGCUCCCGUGCUUCGCGGUCGAGCUCAGCAGGUGGCGAUCCCGAGGCCAAAGAUAAGGAUGGCAGCAAGCCCGCCUUCUCGUCACCGGUGACCCUUUCGUCGGGAAAGCAGUGCUCUUCCAGCGCGGACGGCGGCGGCGCUUCUGCUGUCGAAGAGGAAGAUGCCAAUGGCGGACCGACCAAAAAAAUCAAAUCAGAGACGAGUCUCGCGCACAAGCUUUCGCUGCAUGCGAAGAGUUUGGCCGCCGAACCACUCAGGGCUGAGGAUAAAUGGGGCAUCCUUGAUAAGAAUGCCUUCAGCGAUCUCGAUGCCAUUCUGGCACAACUCUACGUCAGGCAGCAAGAAAGGGAUGUACUGCAAGCGGCGAAUUCUUCGAGCGUUGACGACAUGCAAGGCGACGGCUCUUCCAAUGAUGCCGAUGCUAACAGCAAAGGCGGCAAGGGCAGCCGAAAGAAAGGCUCGCGCAAGAAGAGCAAGGCCGGCGCUGAGGACAGCGACGAGGCCGACGGAGGCAAGGCGUCCCGCAAAGUUCCGCACAAUGCCAUCGAGCGGCGAUACAGGAACAACAUUAACGACCGUAUCGCCGCUUUGCGCAAUGCUGUACCCGCCCUGCGUGACCUGCGACCCAAGAGCAACGGUGGCAGCACACAGGUCCUCAAAAAGCCGAACUGGGGCAAAGGACAGCAGGGGGACCUGGUCGAUGGUGUUAGCGCUGCGACCAAGCUUAACAAGGCCACCAUUUUAGGUAAAGCGACCGAGUACAUCCAAUACCUCAAGCGCCGCGAGGUCGCGCUCGUCAGUGAGAAUGAGGGCUUGAAGGAGCUAGUGCGCUCGUUGCGCGGAGGCGAAGACGUACUCGCUGUUUGGUUGAGCGAGAUGGAACAGACGAAGAAGGAGCGCGAUGCUGAGAAGGCCCGCCUCAAGGCGUUGCAGCCUGCCGAUGCCAAGGACGAACUCGUUGGCAGCGACGAUGAAGAGAUGCGCGACAUCUCCUUCGAUGUCGACGCCGACAUGGACGCCGAUGAGGACGAAGAGGACUCUCUGCUUGCAGCUUCUCCGACGUCGUCGACAUCGGGGCAGGGCGCAUCGCGCGCUUCAGCUAGCAACUACAUGAUGGCAGCUUUCUUGGGCUUCACCUUCUUCGGCGGUGGGACCGAGCUGACGGCGUCGCAUCAUGUAGUGAACAAUGCGGCUUCUUCGCCUCCCUCAGUGGUCGACAGCGCACACGCGGCUGCCCGUCAGGCUGGCGCCACUUUGAUUGGCGCCAGUCACCAGCUGCUCAAACGUGCGAACGUCGUGCCGCCCGCAGAACACCACCUUGACCAUGUGCCGUCGCAUCUUCUCUUGUUCGAGAUUUUGCGUUUCGCCUCUUUCUUCGCCUGCAUGCUCUUUGCGAUCCUGCCUUUCGUUCGGUACAUCAGGCGGCAAGGCAAUCGCAGGACUUUCCCUGCGAUACCCACGCCAGAGCAGCAGCGCAACGCGGCGCAAAGGCUGGCAGAUGUGACAGAACGCAAGAAGGCGAUGCUUUCCACGCUCGGCGCCGAUCGGAUCAGCGCACGCGCGGUCGACAAGGUGCUGCGAGCGUUCGUCGGCGCUCCCACCACCGAUGCAGCCGCAGCCAUCGGCAUCAUCCGGGAAGUGACAGUUGCAGCGAUACCCUCGCCAAUUAUCGCGAUCUUCCGCAAGCAAGGUGCUGCUCAACCUGAUCGGGAAGAAGCGCGGGUCUGGCUACGCUUGCUGGAAGUGGAGACGGCUUGGGGACCGUUUGCUGAGCCCUCUUUGCUCAAGAAGACGCACACGAUUCUCAAGGUGCGUAACAUCCAACUCUUGGCGAGCGAUCAGGCCUGCAACCCUGCGCGCGUGCAUGCCACUAUGGCCCUCGCGCUGGGUCGCCUGGGUGCAACGGACAAUGCGAUCGGGCGCAUGAUGCGCGCCUCGGCUAUUGCACGUUGGAGGCUUGCGCAUCAGGCGCAGCUUGUUGGACUCGAAGAAGAACACAUUCUGGCGGCGAGGAAUGGUGUUGGCUUCAACGAAAGCGACUCAAUCCAUCCCUGGCUUUCCCACACUUUGCAAGUUACUCUCGAGGAGGCCCUGGCUCUAUGUCCAAGCGAAUCCGCCGCAAGCACCGCAGCGCUCACUGCAGAUGCCAACACGCGCACCUUCCUUGCAACGCCAUUGCUCCUCGUGUCUAACGUGCUGCAGAUGCAGCAGAUCCGCGCCCUAUGGUGCCAGCUCUUCCCGAGUCUCGUCAUGUGCGCGGGACCCGAGACGCUUGCGUCAAAAGACGACGACGCAGGCGGCAUCUCGGUCAAAGCUUUCAUAUCAGAAUUCAACGCAAGGCGCACAGCUGGCCUGCAACUCAUUGUGACCGAAGACGAGAACAGUCGCAUGCAAAUCACGGACAAGGUGUCACAGAUCAACCGUACGGCCGCUCGCGGAACGCCAGCGCAUGUUCUCGCCUCCAUCACGCUCGCUGCAUGGUCCUUCCUACUCGGCGACGCACACAUAGCGCAUCACGUCGCAAUGGGCUUAAAACUGGAACUUAGUCGUCCAAAGUCGAUGCUGGGAGCGUCCACCACUUGUGCCACCUUGGUGCGCCUCGUCCUCGGCGACCAAGCAAUCUUCCCAAGCUCAGACUUUGCUGCCGAUCGCAUUGCUCUUCCGGAAGAUGAUGCAACCUUCGCACUGGUCUCUGCCUCCUUGAUGUGGCUCAAAUUCCUGCGUCUCUUCGCGGCUUCAAGCCACUCGAACCACCUUGCGGCGGUAUUGGAGGAGGCGUUUUCUCUGCGUAGGGCACUCGCUCGUGCUAUUUUACCCGAGUGCCGCUCCUCGUUGGCAUUGCUGGCUAUGGAUAGCAGACCCGGCACGCCACUUCUGGGUCAGAAGUCAACGAGCCCCUCAAUCAAUGGCGAUGCAUCUAGCGACAGCGCUGCCACUCAGGAAGCGAAGGAAGCUCUCAUCGAUAUAUUGUCAAGCUUGUGCCACCACCUCGGCCAGCGUGCUGCUCAUGGAAAGCGCACGAUUGGCACCAUUUGGGAGGACUGCAGCACAAGCGAUUCUGGGCUCGACUUCGUGUGAUAUAAUCCCCAAAUCUCGUUGUAUUAUGGACUCUCUGCAUCUGGUAUUCUUUCGGU
Tilletiaria anomala UBC 951 is the source of this 5330-nucleotide messenger RNA. RefSeq lists its product as uncharacterized. Gene Ontology annotation, molecular function: protein dimerization activity. Bases 385 to 5274 code for a protein of 1629 amino acids. NCBI's taxonomy places the organism in Eukaryota, Fungi, Basidiomycota, Exobasidiomycetes, Georgefischeriales, Tilletiariaceae. The transcript has 2 exons. The record is from RefSeq and is a predicted model, not a curated record.